Lachancea mirantina is the source of this 942-nucleotide messenger RNA. The record is from the annotation of a GenBank genome assembly. NCBI's taxonomy places the organism in Eukaryota, Fungi, Ascomycota, Saccharomycetes, Saccharomycetales, Saccharomycetaceae.
AUGAGUUCAUCGCUGCAAACCGCCUUUUUGGGCUCUUAUUACCAAAAUCCCUUCAUGAAUGCAUCUGGGGUUCAUUGCUUGACAGUGAAAGAACUGAACGAGCUGAGCGCAUCUCGGGCCGGUGCCUUUAUUACAAAGAGUUGCACAACUAAAGAACGUGAAGGUAAUCCGAAGCCACGGUACUAUUCGGUACCUCUAGGAAGUAUCAAUUCUAUGGGUUUGCCUAACAAAGGCUUUGAUUAUUAUUUGAACUAUGUGCUCGACUUCCAAAGCAAAUCUUCAGAUUCAUUGCCUUUCUUGUCGGUCGCAGGGAUGAGUAUUGACGAAAACCUUCACAUGCUGCGGAUUGUUCAAGAUAGUGCCUUCAAUGGCGUAGUGGAGCUCAAUUUGUCAUGUCCUAACGUCCCAGGCAAGCCACAAGUUGCAUAUGAUUUCGAGGUCACUGAAGAAAUUCUGACUAAGGUUUUUGACUUUUACAAGAAGCCUCUCGGUGUAAAAUUACCUCCCUUCUUUGAUUUUGCCCAUUUUGAUGCCAUGGCGCAAAUUCUCAACAAAUUUCCUUUGGCAUAUAUAAACUGCAUCAACAGCGUCGGAAACGGAUUGUACAUUGACAUCGAGAGCGAAGGCGUGGUGAUCAAGCCGAAAAAUGGCUUUGGUGGUAUUGGAGGUGAGUACGUUAAGCCAACAGCUCUUGCCAAUGUUCGCGCGUUUUACUUGCGUUUAAAGCCCGAAAUCAAGAUUAUCGGUACCGGUGGAAUUUGCACGGGACGAGACGCUUUUGAGCACCUGCUUUGUGGGGCAUCAAUGCUCCAGGUCGGGACGCAGCUUUAUGAAGAAGGCGUCUCUGUCUUUGAUCGCCUCCAGCAAGAAUUGAGAGAAAUUAUGAACAAAAAGGGUUACAAGUCGAUUGACGAAUUUCGAGGAAAAUUGAAGUCAUUAUAA